UCUCAGAAUGGACACCCCACCCAUUAAAGAACCGCUAGAGAAGAAGCAAAAUGAAAAGCUGAAACACGAGGAGGAAGAGUUUAAGGAACUAGACGGUCUGAAGGAAGCUUUGGCAAGCCUCCGGGGACUGUCUGAAGAGGAGAAGAGUGAGAAAGCAAUGCUUCGCUCCCGUAUCCAGGAGCAGUCCCAGCUCAUCUGCAUUCUGAAGAGGAGGUCGGAUGAAGCCUUAGAGCGCUGUCAAAUCCUGGAGCUGCUCAACGCAGAACUAGAAGAGAAGAGGACGCUGGAGGCUGAGAAACUGAAGGCCAAAAGCGAACAUGCCCGGAAGCUGGAGGAACGCUUUCUGACCCUGGCAGCCAACCAUGAGUUGAUGAUUCGCUUCAAGGAUGAACACAAGAGUGAGAAUGUCAAAUUGAGGGAGGAGAAUGAGAAACUGAGGCUAGAGAAUGACAACCUUUUCAGCCAGGCUCUAAAGGACCAGGAAGCCAAAGUGUUGCAGCUAACCUCCCGGAGUGAAGCUCUUGCCACCGAGCUGGAGACUCUGAAAAAGAGAUGUGCUCAGGAUGCCUGCCAAGCACUGGCCCGAGAGAAGGCGCUCCUGGAGCUGCAGAGCCUGCAGGCCUGUGCCCACACCAAGGAGACAGAACAGUUGCACAGCGAGCUGCAGAGCCUCAGGCAGGAGCACCAGCAGGCAGUGGAGCAGAUGGCCAAGGCUGAGGAGGCACACAGCAGCCUAAGCCAGGAGCUGCAGGCCAGGCUGCAGAUGGUCACUCAGGAGAAAGAGGAGCUGUUACAGUUAUCCAUGGAGAGGGGCAAGGUGCUUCAGAGCAAGCAAGCAGAAAUCCGACAGCUUGAAGAGAAGCUGGAGACAGCAGAUGUGGCUAGAAGGCAUGCCCUAGAGAGGUUUGAGUUAGAGGCUGUGGCAGUAGAUAGCAACUUGAGAGUCCGGGAGCUUCAGCGCAGGAUAGAUAGCAUCCAGAAGGCCUAUGAUGAGCUCAGGCUGCAGUCUGAAGCCUUCAAAAAGCACAGCCUGGAUCUUUUAAGCAAGGAGAGAGAACUCAAUGCCAAACUUCGCCAUCUUUUUCCCUAAGGAUGUUUCUGUUUCCUCUGACCUUUCAUUUAGAAUUCAAAUACUUGCUCCUUAGUAUUACUGGUGUGUAGAGAUGGUAUCCCAUGCAUUACACUUUUAAGCACAAAAGUCCAACUCAAAACUAUUAUAUCAUUGUUAGUAUUGUAAGGCCAAUGCUAACUUUCAGUUCUGUCAUCUAGAAUAUACAGUGUUUACCAAAUUUCUUUCUGUGAUCUUGAAAUCAUCCUAAAUUUGCUAUCUGGAUCUCCACUUCCCCCAUAACUUACUUCCA
Messenger RNA from Condylura cristata (star-nosed mole), 1361 nucleotides. RefSeq names its product coiled-coil domain containing 89 (gene CCDC89). NCBI's taxonomy places the organism in Eukaryota, Metazoa, Chordata, Mammalia, Eulipotyphla, Talpidae. The record is from RefSeq and is a predicted model, not a curated record. The transcript has a single exon. The coding region runs from base 8 to 1090 and encodes 360 amino acids.